This is a messenger RNA of Capronia coronata CBS 617.96, 1473 nucleotides long. RefSeq lists its product as uncharacterized. Gene Ontology annotation, cellular component: cytoplasm; fungal-type cell wall. Gene Ontology annotation, biological process: fungal-type cell wall (1->3)-beta-D-glucan biosynthetic process. The coding region runs from base 1 to 1473 and encodes 490 amino acids. Gene Ontology annotation, molecular function: 1,3-beta-glucanosyltransferase activity. The record is from RefSeq and is a predicted model, not a curated record. The transcript has 3 exons. NCBI's taxonomy places the organism in Eukaryota, Fungi, Ascomycota, Eurotiomycetes, Chaetothyriales, Herpotrichiellaceae.
AUGGCUCUGUUCAAGACCGCACUACUCGCUCUUGUAGCACUGUUCACCUCCUACACAUUCGCUGUGUCCCCUUUGGUCGUCAAAGGCGCCGAUUUUGUCAAUAGUGUGGACGGAACACGGUUUCAAAUCAUUGGUGUUGCUUACCAACCUGGCGGUUCUUCCGGCUUCGACCCUGGUUCGGGUAUUGACCCACUGAGCAACGGCACGGUCUGCCUCCGAGAUGCUGCCCUCAUGCAACGCCUGGGCGUCAAUGCCAUUCGUGUCUAUAACCUAGACCCUGAUUUGGACCACAGCGAGUGUGCCUCGAUCUUCAAUGCGGCGGGCAUCUACAUGAUCCUCGACGUCAACAGCCCUCUGCCGAACCAAUCUCUCAACCGAGGUGCUCCAUGGGAAUCAUACAACUCGGACUAUCUGCAGCGAGUCUUCCAGGUUCUAGAAGGCUUCAUGCACUUCAACAACACUUUGGGUUUCUUCAGUGGCAAUGAGGUUAUAAACGAAGAUUCUGUCCCUCAGGUCCCUGCCUACAUCCGAGCGGUGACAAGAGAUAUCAAGGAUUACAUCGCCGCCCAGGCCUCGCGUGACAUCCCUGUCGGCUAUUCAGCGGCUGACGUUCGUCCACUGCUGAUGGGCACUUUCAAUUACAUGUCAUGCGGGCUCGCCAAUGAGACCAGCUCAAAGAUCGACUUCUUCGGUCUCAACAGCUACUCCUGGUGCGGCGAUGCCACGUUCCAAACUUCCGGCUACGAUGUCUUGGUUGAGGAGUUCAGCAACACCACGAUCCCUAUCUUCUUCUCUGAAUAUGGGUGCAACAAUGUCUCGCCUCGGGUGUUCACCGAGGUGCCUGUUCUGUAUUCGGAGCAGAUGACUCCUGUAUUCUCUGGCGGUCUCAUCUACGAGUACAGCGAGGAGCCCAACAACUAUGGUCUGGUCAACCUCAAUGACAACGGCACCGUCUCCAUUCUUCGGGACUACGACAAUCUGCGCAAGCAGUAUGAUGCCUUGGAUGUUGCGUUGCUCGCGAGAGCGAAUGCGACCGCCACUUCCUUGACUGCGCCUGCUUGUGGUCACAGCCUUCUUGCAGGGACGAACUUCAGCAUGAGCUUUGACAUUCCUACUCGACCUAAUGGUGUUGACGAUCUUAUCAAGAAAGGGGUCUCCGGUAGCUACCCAACUGGAACUUCAUCGAUCACCAACACCAAACCUUCCCAGAUUGUCUAUGCGACCAACGGUCAACAACUCACUGGCCUGGAGUUGACUGUUCUAGCGAAUGAUGAGAGCAAUCUGCCCGGGAACAAUACUAGCGGCACUACACCAGAAACACCUUCAGGCACCGCCAGCACCACCGGCACUGCCAGCACCAGCAGCAGUAGCAGCUCACCCACCAACACCAAUGCUGCAGCUAAAGUUGACGACACCAAGUUCGGAUCUCUGAUCUUUGGUGCUCUCACUGUUGGCUUCUUGAUGCAGUGGUGA